GGCUGCCGGAGCGGCGGGGACGGGCCUGGCGCCGGCGGCGGAGGGAGCGCCGCGGACAGGCGAUGUGAGCGCGGCGCUCUCGGCAGGGCUUCUCCAGACAGGUUAUGUCACCUGCAGAGGCUGCCCUGAAGCUCCCUGUGGCCUGGAGACUAUGUACAAGAGGAAUGGUCUGAUGGCUAGCGUGUUGGUCACCUCCGCCACUCCACAGGGCAGCAGCAGCUCAGACUCUCUGGAGGGCCAGGGCUGCGACUACGCCAGCAAGAGCUAUGACGCCGUGGUCUUCGAUGUCUUGAAGGUGACUCCCGAGGAGUUUGCUAGCCAGAUCACAUUAAUGGACAUCCCCGUGUUUAAAGCCAUCCAGCCGGAGGAACUAGCCAGCUGUGGAUGGAGUAAGAAGGAGAAACAUAGUCUUGCCCCAAACGUUGUGGCCUUUACCCGGAGGUUUAACCAGGUCAGUUUUUGGGUCGUAAGAGAAAUUCUAACAGCACAGACUUUAAAAAUAAGGGCAGAAAUCCUGAGCCAUUUUGUGAAAAUAGCCAAGAAACUUCUAGAACUCAACAACCUUCAUUCUCUCAUGUCUGUGGUGUCAGCAUUACAAAGUGCGCCCAUCUUCAGGCUGACAAAAACCUGGGCUCUUUUGAAUCGAAAAGACAAGACCACCUUUGAGAAACUGGAUUAUCUGAUGUCUAAAGAAGAUAACUACAAGCGGACUCGGGACUAUAUCCGAAGCCUGAAGAUGGUGCCCAGUAUUCCCUAUCUAGGGAUCUAUCUUCUGGAUUUAAUCUACAUCGAUUCUGCAUAUCCUGCCUCAGGCAGCAUCAUGGAAAACGAACAAAGAUCCAAUCAGAUGAACAAUAUUCUCCGAAUAAUCGCCGAUUUACAAGUUUCCUGCAGCUAUGAUCACCUCACAACCCUGCCCCACGUGCAGAAGUACCUGAAGUCCGUACGCUACAUCGAGGAGCUCCAGAAGUUUGUGGAGGACGACAACUACAAACUGUCGCUCAGAAUUGAACCAGGGAGCAGCUCUCCAAGGCUCGUCUCUUCCAAGGAAGACCUUGCAGGACCCUCCACCGGCUCCAGCUCUGCGAGGUUCAGCCGGCGGCCCACCUGCCCCGACGCAUCUGUUGCCGGCAGCCUGCCCACACCCCCUGUCCCGAGACACAGGAAGAGCCACAGCCUGGGCAACAAUAUGAUGUGUCAGUUGAGUGUAGUUGAGAGUAAAAGUGCAACUUUCCCAUCGGAGAAGGCGAGGCACCUGCUGGACGACAGCGUCCUAGAGUCCCGCAGCCCCCGCAGGGGCCUCGCCCCCACCUCCUCCUCUGCCAUCACCAAUGGACUCUCCCUAGGCAGUAGUGAGAGCUCAGAGUUUAGUGAAGAGAUGUCUUCAGGGCUGGAAAGGGGACGUCUCUACGCCACACUGGGGCCCAACUGGCGGGUUCCAGUUCGGAAUUCUCCCAGGACCCGGAGCUGCGUCUACAGCCCCACCGGCCCGUGCAUCUGUACGCUGGGGAGCUCGGCAGCAGUGCCCACCAUGGAGGGGCCUUUGAGGAGGAAAACGCUGCUCAAGGAAGGACGGAAGCCCGCGCUGUCCUCGUGGACCAGGUACUGGGUCAUACUCUCAGGAUCCACCCUGCUGUACUAUGGAGCCAAGUCCUUGCGGGGCACAGACAGAAAACACUAUAAAUCCACACCUGGCAAAAAGGUCUCCGUUGUGGGCUGGAUGGUGCAGCUGCCUGACGACCCCGAGCACCCGGAUAUCUUCCAGCUGAAUAACCCUGAGAAAGGCAAUGUUUACAAGUUCCAGACUGGUUCCCGGUUCCAUGCAAUACUGUGGCACAAGCAUUUGGACGAUGCAUGUAAAAGCAACAGGCCUCAGGUACCUGCAAACCUUAUGUCAUUUGAAUAAGUCUCUGCAGAACUUGGCGUGACUUCAGAGGCUUCUGGGAGCCCCGCCUGGGACUGGUGGUGAGCGCAAGUCCUGGGCACAGGCCGUCGGCCAGGGUGCUGGGAGACUCGCAGCUGGACUCCAGGGGCCGUGGCCUGUGGCCUGACAGUCCCGAGGCCCCGCCGGGCAGGGUCCGUCGCCAGUCCCCAGCGACGGUCACGACACCCAUUCAGCAGCUACACUCCGUGCUCCCUCUCUGGGCCCUCGUCCGUCCACCAGCUGCUGCUGCUGCGACUAGAGAUCAUUCGGCCCAUGUUGGGUCCCCAGGGCUUUCUCCUGCUCAAGAGUGGACAGUGUUAACCUGUGUGAGGGGCCAGAGAGAAGGGACAGGCUGUGGAACUGGCUUUUUACACCCCAAGUGCACGGGGUUGCUCGCCCAGAGGGCUCCCUCAGAUUUUGUACAACCCAGAAGCACCCUCUGUGUGUGUGUGCCAUGUACGUGUGUGUGUGAGUGUGAACUCCAAGAAACAUGCAUUUUGGCACAAGACUCAUGACAUCGCACAUUCAUUGGCUUGGAGGCCCUGCUUUAACCUUAAGUGACAGCCUUGUCCACCAAGAAAGGUCAGAGUGAGAGCCCAGAUCCCUCCUGUGUUAAGGGUCCCCUUGCAUUCUUUUACUGUAAACAAACAAUGCCUUAAAUUGUGUCUCGUUUUCUGUUCCUAUGGGUGCUAUCCAUCUGGAAGGCCUGCUUCCUGGCCCGGGUCCCUUCCAGGCCUUGUUGGUGUCAGGCUUCUGAGGCAGGACCUGGCUACAGGACUGUGGACUGGGCCACUGUCCUGCUUGCUUCCUCCCAUCCCCUUUCCUGCAGGGUCUAAGGCCCUUCUCUUCCCACGCCUCCCACCCUGCCCCGGUGGGAAGUGGGGACACUUCUCCCCGCUUCUCAGCAGCAGCCCGGAGGCCGCCACGCUCACAGCGACCAGCUGCGCGGCCUCUCCUGCAGGCCAAGGCUUCUGCUCCACCCUCCCACCCCUUUGCCUCCACUGCCAGGGCGGGGCCCACCAGGGUCCCUGAUCACACUGGGGAGCUGAGUGACACUGAGGCCUUAAGCUCCCCGAGUAUUGCCCCCAAUCCAGUCACCAGCAAGUUCAAGGGCACAACUGUUGAUGACCAUGGUAACAAGAGAGCGAAGCCCUGGGGAGUGAACGGCCCAGCUCUGCGUUCACUUAAGAGCUCGUCAUGUGAACAACAUCCUUUAUCUGUCACUGUCAUAUUUUUAAGUGACUUUUGUUUUGCACAAAUACAUUU
This is a messenger RNA of Pteronotus mesoamericanus, 3190 nucleotides long. RefSeq names its product zinc finger and BTB domain-containing protein 34. Gene Ontology annotation, biological process: regulation of transcription by RNA polymerase II; Ras protein signal transduction; positive regulation of GTPase activity. Gene Ontology annotation, molecular function: DNA-binding transcription factor activity, RNA polymerase II-specific; guanyl-nucleotide exchange factor activity; RNA polymerase II cis-regulatory region sequence-specific DNA binding. The transcript has 20 exons. NCBI's taxonomy places the organism in Eukaryota, Metazoa, Chordata, Mammalia, Chiroptera, Mormoopidae. The coding region runs from base 152 to 1906 and encodes 584 amino acids. The record is from RefSeq and is a predicted model, not a curated record. Gene Ontology annotation, cellular component: plasma membrane.